Pestalotiopsis fici W106-1 is the source of this 3504-nucleotide messenger RNA. RefSeq lists its product as uncharacterized. Gene Ontology annotation, biological process: protein polyubiquitination. Gene Ontology annotation, molecular function: ubiquitin protein ligase activity. The transcript has 2 exons. The record is from RefSeq and is a predicted model, not a curated record. Lineage: Eukaryota; Fungi; Ascomycota; Sordariomycetes; Amphisphaeriales; Sporocadaceae. The coding region runs from base 1 to 3504 and encodes 1167 amino acids.
AUGGCCUUUGGCUCGAGACGGCAACACCGUAAUGGAUCGCUCCCGUCAACGUCUGCGCCUGCCCCUCCCCACCACACAAGCAGAGCACCGGCGCCAGCACCGCCCCGUUUACUGCUCGGCGGCAAUGACCUCUUUGCAUCCUCUGGCAGUCAGCAGGUGCAGACCGAGUCCAGCUCCGACGACGAAGUCGACAUACCAAGGUUCAUGAAGCCUCCUGGAAGAUCGCCGGGAAAGCCGCCAACGCAUCCGAGCCAUUCUCGAUCCAUGAGCCAUCCCUUUCCCACUCUGUUCGCCUCCAAGAAGUCGCGAAAGCAGCCCAGUCCAGACGAAACGACCGAUGACGACGCAGCUAGACAUGGUCACUCAACCCUUCUACCCAGUAUGUCUUCCAAGAAGCCCCAUCGUGGGCCUGCCGAUUUCACCAACGGAAACUGCAUGACUUGCAGCGGCAAGGUUCGGUGGCCAAAGGACUUGAACGUCUUUCGCUGCACCAUUUGCGCCACCAUCAACGACUUGACGCCGUAUUCCCCAAAGCCAGAAGAUGGCCGCCCGCUGCCAGAAAGUGUUCGACCUCUGUCUCUGGAGCACACUAGGAAACUUGUGCGCCAAUGCAUAGUUCAAGCUCUGAAGUCUGCUUCGGAUGCGAGUGCUGCUGCUCAGAGAUUAUCACCAGGAAUGCGGCCGGGCACACAGUCGUCACGGCCGUUGGAGGGGCAGUUUUCGAAGAUGAACAUUUCGGGGCAACGCGGUAGAUCGGGCUCUUAUGGUGGCAGUCCCCCGCCGAAAGCCUAUAAACCAGUUUUCGACGAAUUCACGGAUGACCAUCAUGAGCCGAAUUCCAUGCUUCGCCCAAACCCAGCAGCUAGAUCGUAUUCGGCAUCCCAUUCAGACGCGCGCAAUCCAAACCUUGCAGCAGAUGGUCGAGCGCAUACACAGGGUCAUAGAUUUCCUGACCCAAAAAGAAUAUUCAAGCCAGUGGAGGAUUACCUGAUUGUGAGCUUCGGGUCGCAUACGGCCAUCAAUACAUCCUUUGUUCCCAUGCGUCGAAGCUUCAGCUCGAGACCAGAAAACUCGAAACCAGAAGCCUUGAAAUCUGAAGUUUCCAAACCUCAAAUGUCGAUCAAGAGAAAGCCUGUGCCACGACAUGACAAACCAGCUGUGCAGGAGGAAUCUUCACUUACUGAGCUGGACCCAAAGAUGUUACUCCUUGGAGGCUUGGCAGAGAAUGCACAAUGGUGGACUGGCGGACAGCAAGACUCCACGCCUAGAUCGCGGUCUCAACGCAAAGACGACGGUUCAACUUUUGUUAGUCCCCGAUCACCGCGUAUCGAUUGGGGUGAGGUGAUGGAAUGGUACUCCAUCAUUACAAAUGCAGCCAGGCCCUGGAAGGACUUGUACAAUGACUGUGUAAAUACAGGCAAAAUCAAGGAAAUGUCCACCCAGGAAGCCCAACGAUUCGAGGCGUGCCUGCUGGAAGCACAGGCGCAUCUUCAAAGAGUUUUGCUCAAAUGCACUGAGCUGCUUCUGAAGCGUCCCGGUCGGUUACUCGAGGAGCCUCAGGACGUAAGAUUCCUGCUUCUCAUCAUUGUCAAUCCACUUUUGAUCGCGGAUCAUAAGAGUUACAAAGGAGAGCAUCAGCAGGCACACAGGGAGAAGGGCCGUGAUGCCGCACCCGAGGAUCAAUUUGCGAUGGGCCGUCAUUCAGGAAUCAUCAAGCGGAUUUUCGGCUUGAUAUCCAACUGUCCCGAUCAAUCUCACCACCAGCUCGUAUCUUGGUUCUCGAGACUGCCUGAGCACCUAUUCCUGCAAAUCAAAGACCUCAUCAGCAAUUUCGUGAAUUAUCGUCUACGGCGACAAACAGACAAGAAGGUUGAACCACAAGUUGACUUGACAGGUGGCCUAGUUCCAGAGAUGAGGUCCAAUGCUCAGUCAGCAGCGACAGUGGCAUCACUUCACGCCGCGCUAGCAGCACCAGCUUCCUCUUCAAAAAAGCAGAAACAGGCACCCGAGGCACCCAACAUCACGUACUCGGAUGACUGGCAACUCAAAGCUGGUGCUAAGGUCAUGGCUUUGGUGUUUGCCGCCAACAACCUCACCCACGUAAGGCGGAAUGAAGUUAGCGUCAGACAUGCCCAUGGUCAUCUGCUUGCCACGAGCGAUUUCUACAAUACGAUGCUUGACUGCCUCGAUUUCAAAACUGACUUUGAGAUGUGGGAAUCGAGAAAGGGAAAGUUUGCUUUCUGUCAAUAUCCCUUCUUCCUCAGUAUCUCAGCCAAGAUACAAAUUCUGGAGUUUGAUGCCAAACGUCAGAUGCAUGGCAAAGCCCGAGAUGCUUUCUUUGACAGUCUUCUGACGCAUAAAAAUAACACCCAGUACUUGUUCAUGAGCGUUAGGCGCGAAUGUCUAGUGGAAGAUAGCUUGGCCAAAGUCAGUGAGGUUGUCGGGAGUGGCAGCGAAGACAUCAAGAAAGGACUGCGCAUUGAAUUUCGUGGCGAAGAGGGUGUAGAUGCUGGAGGACUGCGAAAGGAAUGGUUCCAGCUCCUGGUCAAAGAUGUCUUCAACCCUGACCAUGGACUCUUUGUUUUCGACGAAGACUCGCAGUACUGCUACUUUAAUCCCCACACCUUUGAGACUACUGAUCAGUAUUUCCUCGUGGGAGUCGUUCUAGGUCUUGCCAUUUACAACUCUGCAAUCCUAGAUGUCGCAUUCCCGCCCUUUGCGUUCCGGAAGCUCCUGUCUGCAGCACCUGCAUCUGCUUCAAGUGGCUCAAUAAUACAACGUUCGACAAUGACAUACACCCUCGAUGACUUGGCAGAGUUCCGACCUCGAUUGGCAAGCGGUCUACGCCAGUUGCUCGAAUUCGACGGUGAUGUGGAAAACACCUUUUGUCUCGACUUUGCGGUGGAGGUUGACAAAUAUGGCUCAAGAUCCCGGGUUCCUCUCUGUCUUGGCGGAGAUACAAAGCCAGUCACCAAUGCGAACCGACGGGAGUACGUGGAUCUCUAUGUCAAGUAUCUGCUCGACGAAUCGGUUAAGAGACAGUUCGAGCCAUUCAAGCGAGGUUUCUUUACCGUAUGUGCGGGCAAUGCCCUAUCAUUGUUCCGGCCAGAGGAAAUCGAGCUGCUCAUCCGGGGAUCUGAUGAGCCGCUGGAUAUUGCCUCGCUCCGUGCUGUGUGCAAAUAUUCGGACUGGGAUAACUCCAAGGAUGGAAAGGAGCCUACACAAGAGCCCGUGAUAGACUGGUUCUGGGAGUCCUUCGCGGCAGCAACUCCCCAAGACCAACGACGAUUAUUAUCUUUCAUUACUGGCAGCGAUCGCAUCCCGGCGAUGGGAGCAGCCACCCUUAUUAUCAAGAUCAGCUGUCUUGGCGAAGACACAGAGAGAUACCCCACGGCGCGCACUUGCUUUAACAUGUUGAAUCUUUUCAAGUACAAUUCUAAAGAGAAACUAGAAACAUUACUGUGGCGCGCAGUUCACGAAAGCGAAGGAUUCGGACUUCGAUAG